AUGCGCCGGCCAACACGUCGGGCCAAUCAUCGCCGCGCUGCACAGUCGCAGUCAAGAAGCCGAUCACCAGAGUCUUCACAAGCUAGCAGUAACGAUACGCGACCCGCGGAAGAAGACAACGACGAUGGGGAUGACCAGAUUGCAUUUGAAGAGGACUAUAGCAUGGGCGAUCUCCCGUUCAGCAGGGAUGAUGGCGAGGAUCGAGGCGAGGAUGGUGAGGAUCGAGGCGAGGAUGGCGAGGAUCGAGGCAAUGAGGCUGACGUUGACGAGUCGAGUGAUGACGAGUCCUCCGAUGAAGAAGCUGUGGGACUCGACAUCAUCGAGCCAAGCGACGAAGUCGAGCGCGACGGACGUCAGCUCCCGUCCUCGAUGCCCGACCGUGAGGGAUCAGCAAGUCCCAACCAGGAUCAUGUAGAGAACGAUCGCGCAGCAGAAGAAGCCUUCCUAGGCCAUCCGCCAGUAGGACGGGGCAGUGCACCCGGUGGACUACAGCCCGCUGCUCAUGAGCAGAUCCGACAGCCGCCGUCGUAUGUGGUUCCAUUCCCGGGUGGCAAGGCAGGCAAACCCGUGCCUCCUGGGUCUGGACAGGCAUCUAAGCCGGGUUACGAUACCUAUGCCGAGACGGUCGACCCUCAGUCCAAGAAUCCGUACGCUCCGUUUGCCUCUAAAAUGGACUGGGAAAUCGCACGUUGGGCAAAGUUGCGCGGAUCAGGAUCGACAGCUUUCUCUGAUCUACUUGCCAUACCUGAGGUUCGUGAACGGCUUGGUGUAUCUUACAAGAACUCGGACCAGUUAAACAAGAUCAUUGACGAGAAAUUACCGACCCGACGUCCGAUGUUCCAGCGCUUCGAGGUCGCUAUCGGCGGCGAACGUUUUGAGAUGUUCAAGCGUGACGUUCUCGAAUGCGCGCUUGCUCUCUGGGGCGAUGCGGAACAUACGCCAUACCUGUGUGUCUCUCCAGAGCGCCACUAUGCUGACGCGGACCACACCCAACGUCUCUACCACGAUUUCAACACAGGCGAGUGGUGGUGGGCAACACAGACAGCAUAUCCGGUCUAUCUCACGAUAGGCAACUUACCGAAGGAGAUCCGCCGAAAGCCGUCACAUCGCGGUCAAAUCCUACUCGCGUACCUACCGGCCAGCCGGCUGCAGCACAUUAAGAACAAAGCCGCGCGCCGCCGAGCUCUGGCGAACGUUUUUCAUGCCUGCCUCUCCAUGGUUCUCGAGCCUUUACGGAAGGCUGGUGUCGACGGUAUUGAGAUGACAAGCGGUGAUGGGGUAGUGCGCCGCUGCCAUCCCAUCCUCGCGGUGUAUGUCGGAGACUACCCCGAACAAGUCCUCGUUACAGGAACCUACACGGGACAGUGUCCCAUCUGCAAAUGUCCACACGACGAGCUCGGCAAUUACCCCCGUGUAUGUCCUUACCGCGACGUUGAUGAAGUUCUCGACGCUCUCCAUCUCUUCGGCACCGCUGACUACAACCAUGCAUGCGAAGCGGCCGGCAUCAAACCGAUCCAGCAUCCCUUCUGGGAGCAUCUCCCCUACGACGAGGUCGACGCACGUGUCAAGCGACUGCCCCCAAGCCACGGCAUGCGCGUUUUCCACAAGGGGAUCAGCGGACUGUCACGCGUGACAGGUACAGAGCACAAGCAGAUCGCACGUUUCAUCCUAGGCAUUCUCGUCGACGUCCCAUUACCGAGGAGCGACUCCGCGGAGCUCAUCAGCGCCAGCAAAGCGCUCCUCGAUUUCCUCUAUAUCGCGCAGUACCCGGUCCACUCGAAGAUGACUCUAGAUGCGCUGGAACACUCUUUGUCCGAAUUCCAUGCCCACAAAGGUGUCUUCGUAAAACUGGGUGCUCGUGUUCACUUCCACAUUCCGAAGCUGCAUAUGCUUACCCAUUACGUUCGAGCGAUCAAGUACUUCGGCACCACUGACAAUUACAACACGGAGGCCACGGAGCGACUCCACAUUGAUUUCGCGAAGGAGGCAUAUCGCGCAACGAAUCACAAAGACGAAUUCCCGCAGAUGACGAAGUGGCUCGAGCGCCGCGAGAAGGUGUUGCAGCACGCCGACUACGGGGUACGCUGGCGUCCACCGGACAUGGCAUGUACGCUCCAUCAUCUCAUGACGAAAUACCCUAGCCGUAAGGCUGUUCCUGUCACCGAACUGGUCUCUUCGGAGGGCUAUGGUGCGACAUACCUUAUGCCCGCUCUGGCGCGCUUCCUCAUCGAGCACAACAAUCCCUUACUGUCACGGAAUGAGGUGGAAGCUCGAGCUGAAUAUAUCCGCUUCCCUUUCACGGCUCUGCCAGUCUUCCACAAGAUCAAAUUUCGCAACAUUGAACAUCACGGCAAGGAAACUCUGGACUCGAUACACGCUCGACCGCGGCAGCAGGGGCGCAACAAUAUGCGUGUGGGACGAGUUCGUGUCGUUUUUACGCUCCCACAGAACGUUCUUCCCCAACUGUUCUCGGUGGUAACGACCCAGGGUACGCGCUGCCCGCAGCACCUUGCAUACAUCGAAUGGUUUUCCCGAUUCACACGCAACCCUGACACCCAUACCCAAAUGUACAGGAUCACGGCACUGACUGGUCCUGACAAGAUCGGUUCUGUAGUGCCACUUGCCCUGCUCGAACGUAGUGUCCAUCUAUUUCCGAAGUGGGGCGGUCCGGCGCCAGUACACUGGACGAAAGAGAAUGUAUUGGAUCAGUGUAAGGCAUACUAUCUCAAUCAGUACAAGAACCCGCACGAUUAUUACAAUCUGUAUUAG
This is a messenger RNA of Rhodofomes roseus, 2769 nucleotides long. RefSeq lists its product as uncharacterized. Bases 1 to 2769 code for a protein of 922 amino acids. The record is from RefSeq and is a predicted model, not a curated record. Lineage: Eukaryota; Fungi; Basidiomycota; Agaricomycetes; Polyporales; Fomitopsidaceae. The transcript has 7 exons.